CUUAAUUUACCUAUAUAUAUUUACUGCAAAUUUUCUCCACCAACACAAUCUUGCCAUCACAUUAUACAAGGAUUAAUGUUGUUGUUGUAUCAGUGUGUUGUACACUGAUUAAUUGCGCCUAAUUGCUACUUUUAAGUCAUGGCGAAACAUUUAAAGGCGGUCUCAUUUUGAUCGGCGUUUUGCCAACACACACAAAGAAAUUUGUGUGCGUGUGUGCCUACGUGUGCGUGCAUGAGCAGAGAAUAUGCGAGAAAGAAGACGAAAACAAAGAGAGUACAAACAAAAAUCUGUCAUCUUAAUACCAUCAAACCUGGCCUGCUGUUAACCGCCUUGGGCUCUCGUCGACUGAUUUUAUAAAGGGAAAACAGAUGAUCGAGCUUUUAAACCCGAAUUUAAAGAGCAGUGUAAACGGGGUUUGACACCGGCUCGGCUAUGUUCUCUAAUUCCAAUUUUUUAAUUAUUCUGCAACUGUAAAUGACCCACAAAAUCGAAUAAAUUAUCCAAGCUAAUUAUCGAUAAAUCUUUUUAUUUUGAAUGUGUGAGAGAUAUCGAUAAACAGCUGUUCUCUUAAGUCCAAGUGACCAAUCAUUAAAAAAAGACAAGAUAUUAAACAAAUACUAGAAAGCGAAACAUUAUUGUGAAAUGGUUGAUCCGAAUCGUAAAAUCAAUCGUUUAACCGAUAGAGAUAUUGAAUUCUUGGAAGAAUGCGAACGUGAGUUUAGCAUGCGUUACACUAAUGAGGAUGCUGAGUUUAUGGAGCAUUGCUCUAAGCCUUUGCCUGAUCCCCCUAUUGUGGACAAUUGGACAUUUGUAAGUGGUGGUGGUGGGUCUGGAUUCCGAGAUGGUGGAAGCGGCGAAAGUAGGGCUCGCAAUCACCAUAGAAGUUGGCGGCGUGGUCAUGGUGAAGGUGGUGGCGGUGGCACAGGCCCUCAUCGCAAUUUUAGGCAUAGAAGAGGAGGAGGACGUUUUCAAAAUGGCUAUGACAAUAGAGACAGAGGUUCACAUAGUGGUCAUCGUGGUAGUCAACAGCAGCACGCUUAUCAUGCACCUAUGAACGUAAGGCGUGAUUAUGGAAAUUUUGUUGCCGCCUCAAAGGAUUAGCUCACAAUUUUUUGUAAUAGCUGAAAAUAGUGUUUUAAUAAAGUUUUAUAUGUAUACACCUA
Stomoxys calcitrans (stable fly) is the source of this 1163-nucleotide messenger RNA. RefSeq names its product protein FAM98B. NCBI's taxonomy places the organism in Eukaryota, Metazoa, Arthropoda, Insecta, Diptera, Muscidae. Gene Ontology annotation, molecular function: RNA binding. Gene Ontology annotation, biological process: RNA 5'-cap (guanine-N7)-methylation. The record is from RefSeq and is a predicted model, not a curated record. Bases 643 to 1101 code for a protein of 152 amino acids. The transcript is spliced from 2 exons.